This is a messenger RNA of Cimex lectularius (bed bug), 1559 nucleotides long. RefSeq lists its product as uncharacterized. The coding region runs from base 481 to 960 and encodes 159 amino acids. The record is from RefSeq and is a predicted model, not a curated record. Lineage: Eukaryota; Metazoa; Arthropoda; Insecta; Hemiptera; Cimicidae. The transcript is spliced from 5 exons.
UGGAUUGAAUUUCAAUUUUUUUUCUCUCAUCUAGGUGUAUGUUUCUCAUGAAACUGAAAGAGUCGUCCGCUGACGCAUGUAGGAAGUAGUACUCUUGAACAAAGGAUGCCAGAGUUCCAUUUAUGGCCAAAUUUUAAUCUAGCCACAGCCAUUUUUCUUCAGGGACUAAGGAAACUAUGCUCUAACGGAAAACGGCCAGAUGAAUGACUAAGAGCGAGACUAGACGGACCACGGAUGGUGUACAAAUGAAAAGAAGCAUAAUUAAAAAGGAUCAUUUCAUCACCUUUAGAAACAGUUUGAAAGGGGGAGGCGAGUCCAUUUCGGUUGGCGGGCAGGCUAUCGUCAGUUAUGAGACGAGACCCACGAGGCGGCGGUAACCGUAUUGUUACCUUCCGCAUAGUCGUAUCGCGUCUUGUGCUGACAAGUAGUCGUGUAUAAAUAUUUCACCGGUUGUAAGAAGAUACGCCGUCGUAAGAUUUGAUGCAUUUCAUCGUUUUAAACAGGCUUUUUAUACGUCCAUCCGCAAUUAUUCGAGCGGUGUCGGCCAAGUGGAAAUCGAGUGAAAACUCUCUUGUGAAUCUUACAUUCGGCGCUGUCAUGGAUCUGGACAAAGAUUCCGUUCUUCGGCCGACCUCCGACGCGGCCACGCAGUGCUUCCAAACUUCAAGGGAAGAGUCGAUGUUCGUCUGUCGGCAGUGCUUCUCCGGCCCGGAGAGCGACGGCGAAGAAGAGCAGCCUUCAGUCGAAUCGGAUCCUCCACCGUCAAACUCGCAGGUGAGUGCAGCGCUAAGGCCUUUGAACGUAAACGACGAAGUCUGCCUCGUCGCUCCUGCGCCUGUCGUCAUCGGAAAGAGAUCCACGCACGAAGACCUAGACCCAAACCGAGAAUUGAAAAAGGUGCGUUUUUGUUUAACAGACAGACAAUUUGGGAAGACUAGCUUUCGCUUAUUUUUACGAUGAUCCGGUAAAUGGAAUUGAAACUAAAAAUCUUCAAUGCUGAAACUCUCUCUGUGCGCAGUUUAUAGCGAAAUCCUAAUCUCAAUAAUGAUGCGAGUUUGGACGGACAUAAGAGACUGUUGGCGUUUUACUCCUUUGGCCGACUCUCCACUCCAAAAGGUUGCCAACCCAACUCGUUAUUGUGUUAGAAAGUGCAUAAACGAUGAUGAAACUGAUAAUUCUCCCAGACUGGGUAUUUGAACACAAAGACUGUUUGAUUUUAUCUGCAUCUUAAUGAAGUACCACAGAACCAUUCACGUACCAUGAAUCAGAGAAAACUUGCGAUGUCGUAAAAUGAUGUAUUAAACUAAUCGAUCAACCAAACAAUCUUAUGAUUUAAGAUCUCACCUUUAUCACCUCUCAUUUCAAUUUCGCCUAGGUUUGCUCCCGGUUAAAUGUUAUUGUUCGUACGUAUAAAGUUUCUUAAUCCUUCAAAAUGACGACAUCUGCCAGGCACUACAGCCCAUUUUAUUCUGUAGAAUUUUAGAAAUUCAAUCCGGUUUGUAACCUUUCAGAUGUAUCUGAUUUAUGGUGAUAAUAGUUAAUUAUUCGGAAAUCGUGAG